UCAGGCCUGAAAUAAUACAGUUGUACCCGCCGCUGGGGAUAUUUAUACCCAGAUAUGAAAAACAAAUAUCCUCUUACCAUUGCAUGCUCAUAAGAAAACGGGAUGGCUUGAUCUUUCAUGUACAAUUAUUUAAACAACGUUUCCAAAGCAAAGCAACUUGAUCUGCAUCAUAAAUUAAUUUAAGACUAUUACUAAGUGAUAUAAAUUAUAAAAUUUCCUGAAUAAGUAAUACAAAACAUUUUUCUUUGCAUUUUUAUGAAAUUUCACCCGUCUGCAUUUUUGCUGGUGGAGGUUGGAGAUGAGAAAAGCAUAUCAAUAGAUAAAUGGCCGAAGCACUGAGAGGCGGUUAGCGCUGCUACUGAAUGGGCUUGUAGUGCUUGAAGCAAGGCUUGCUACAAAACACACAAGCUGUUAAACCCACAGUAAGGGGUAACGGUAUAGAUUUGUUGUACAACGAGAAGACACAGGUUCACUGUUCCUGUUAUUUAAUUAUUUUACAACCUACGAAUAUUUCAAUACCAAAUUCAUUUCCGCAUACACUUUGCGCUCCACUUUUAUUAACAAUGACGUAACAAACACUGUGACGUCAUAGAAGGACAUCGUCAUUCCUUCCGCCCUUCGACAUUGCCGACUUGGCGUAGUGCAGGCGCAGAUCUACGUCAAAGAUGGACAAGCCCGCCUCCGGAGACAAGGGACAGGACACCCCCUCCUAUUUUGAUAUAUUCAAAGGACCUCCGCGCCACGUGGCCCGGGUCACCAAGGCCCUACAAGCCUACAUGGAGAAGAUGGAGGUGAUGAAGGACGCCAACGCCCAUCUACUGACCACCAUGGUGGACAUGUGCCCCAAGACAUGGAAGAUACUCCCGGAAUUGAAGAUCUACCUCGAGGACCAGUCAAUGUUGUGGAGUCUUGUCGGAUCGUCACUUCGGCCCUUGUUCGCCGCUUUAAGGAACUACGAGGCCUUCGCACAGGGAGCACAGCAAGCUUUGCUGGAGUUUGAAGUUCGGCUCAGUGAAGUUAAACUAAUGAGUGCGGAGUAUGAGCUCAUGAAGAGGUCUUCGCGUGUCUCCAAAGCUCAACAGUUUCAGAUCGAGUACAUGCUCCGCGAGUCAGGACGUGCACUCGUGGCCAUCCGGAAGGUGGUGGAGGACAAGAUGCUCACAUUCAGACGCUCCCAAACCGAGCUUGGAAAGGAACUGCUGUUGAAAUUUGAGGAUAUCAUGAAAGUUACCUGUGUAGAGGGUGGUCAGGUUUCAGAUUUAAUUCAAGAUAUUUUGCGGGCAUCGCCUGUCAAGAAAACCAACAGGAAGGGUGAACAAAUUGAUCACCUUGAAUUUGUCCUGAACCACGUUCAGAAGGUGGUUGACAAGGUCGGCUCCACACCUGUAGAUCUGAGUUCCAAGAGAGCAAUCUACUUCCCUGAAAAAGCAAAACCAGAGGCUGCAGGUCAACUGAAGUCACAAGGUAGAGCCCGAACUGAAGCUGCCCAACCCCGGCAAACACACGCUCAACUCCAGUCACAACCUCAGACCGAGGUAAUCACCAGGCCAGAAGCAUCUGAACAAGAUCGACCUGCUAGCACAAUCCAGUACUUCAGGGACAAGAAUGAACCGCGCAGGAUGUCGCUCGAUAAUUACACCGAAUUCAACCGCACUGCCCGUCCUUACCACAGUACCUUUGCCCAAGAGGAGGUGAAGGUGACAAGAGUCACACGUCCCAAAACAGCCACCUCUCAUGCUAACUCGAGCACUCUGAACAGUUAUGAGUAUGGUACACGACAGGGCUAUCGCUAUGAUGAUGAGAGAGGGGUUAGAGAAGCCACCUACAAAACCACCAGGGCGAGAACUAGGUACGUCACUCCCAGCAAUGGUAGAGAGACCUCGGGGCGACAAAGCAGAUCUUCAAGCGUUGAUGCUGAUGACACUGCCGGCUACAUGGACAGCAAUGGAGUAAUGUCGCCCCGACCACCGUCUUCAAGCAGACAGAACUACAAUGGCGUCAGGGACCAGAUGGUUGUAACCAGAACAGCUGAGCAGACCCGUGGAACCAAGAGGUCCUCGGGGCAGGACAGACAGACACAGACACCCGUUCAGACACGGUCUGGUCAGAGAAAGUCUGGGCUGCCCUUCAAAGUAACCGUUCCUGAUAGCCACGACAAUGUUUUCUUCGAAUGCAGCUGAUGAAAACCUGAUCUGGAGAAGAAGAAGAUGAUGUUGCUUUUCCGUUUUGUUAAAAGGUUUUAAUGUUCCGACUUUAAUAAUUUUAACCAGUAAAUAUUCCUUAUGUUACUUGUACAGUCGAACCAAUGUACGGACAAUAAUGUUUGUUUCACAGUACAGAUACCAAACAAUCAUAAACAGGAUGAAACAUUUGAUGUUUCGGGUUUCGGUUUUAAAUUGUUUCUUGACUAAUUAAUGUCCAGAUCUACACAGAGUGAGUACAACUCUUUUAUAAAGCUUCCGUGUCCUAAAUUGUUAUCUCCCAAGGUCGCCUGGAUGGACGAGACGUCACGUGUAUUGUUUGUCCAGAAUCUUGCAAUCUAAUCAGUCAAUUAUCUGUAUGACUUUGCGGUAUUAAAUACAUGUUUCCGUAUAUUCGCAA
Messenger RNA from Haliotis rubra (blacklip abalone), 2601 nucleotides. RefSeq lists its product as uncharacterized. Bases 666 to 2180 code for a protein of 504 amino acids. The transcript is spliced from 10 exons. The record is from RefSeq and is a predicted model, not a curated record. Lineage: Eukaryota; Metazoa; Mollusca; Gastropoda; Lepetellida; Haliotidae.